UACCGCGUGGGAACCUACUGCUCAAAAUGGGGACUACUAGUGAGAAAUCGGAGAAAAAUACUGAUGUUACAGAAAAAGACAAGGUGUUCUAUGAUCCCAUGGCGGUCACAUGGUUGGACAAAUACAGCAGCACUUUGGACACGAUUUGGACAAAUUUACCUAAGAACAUUAGACCUAUAAUUGUAGGGUUGGCUGUCUUCACAUUUGGUGCCACAAUCAGAGGGGAGUGGCUGUUGAUAUUUGUGCAUCUUGCGAAGUACCUGGGAUAUAACAAAGGAGAAGCGAAUGGCAAUGCGACAUUUAGUUUGAAAGAGCUCAGUCUGGAGUCUCUCUACCUCAAGGAUCUGCAGUAUUACUGGAUAAGUGCAACGAUAGUCUCGUAUGGUGCAUACUUCAUAAUUGGCGGUUUCCUCCAUUGGUACUACUACGUGAGACAGAGAGACAAAUCAGAGGAGUGGAAAUGUCAGCCUCACACAUGGAUGUCCCCUGAGCUUGAACGCCACGAGAUCUUGCUAGGAUCCUUAAGCCUUUUUGUGGUUAGCUCCAUUUCUUCUGUACUUUCCUGUUACAUUAGCAAUGGCGGCUGGUCCAGAAUCUACUACCAGUUCGAUGAAUACACCUGGAUUUGGUGGUUUCUUCAGUGGCCAGUCAUAUUCAUUUUUCAGGACUAUGGGACUUACUGGUUUCACAGAACCUACCAUACGCCUUUCCUCUACAAGCACUUUCACAAAAUGCACCACAAAUACAAGCAGCCCACUGCAUUCUCUGUUACGGCAAUCCAUCCACUGGAGAUAAUGCAUGGGCAAGUGAUCCUCAUACUCCCCAUCUUUUUAAUUCCUGUUCACUUUGUGUCCUUUUCCGUUAUAAUACUGUACAUAUACUACUUCGGCAUCAUCGACCAUUCUGGAAUAAACUUCAAAGCAUAUUGGUGGCAACCAUGGCAACCAGACGCCAUAUUUCACGAUAAUCAUCACCAGUACUUCCAUGUCAACUUCGGUUUCAACUGCGACUUUUGGGACAAGCUACAUGGCACGUACAGAAAAAAGGAUCGUAUAUACCAUGAGGAUGUGUACUACGGACAGGGAAAAGCGAUACACGAAGCAACUGAAGAAGAACUGAAGAAAGAUUUGCAGGAGAGAGAAUCGGAAAAUCCUUUGGCUCACAGAAAUAAUGUAAUGGAGUUCAGACUUACAGAAGAAGAUCUCAAGAAGCAUAGUUAAGCCUAUAGACGGACAAGAUAUUAUUUGUGACAUUAACAGUGCAUCGAAUUUUUUCUUAUAGUUUCCCUCGACUAGACGAAUUCCUGUUUCGUGAAUGGUGAGACAAUAUUUAUUUAGCCCACAUAGUUUUUGUAUUUUCGUUAACACAUUAUACUUACUGACGUACUUAUGGAGCUGAACCCUUCUGGAGGAGACGCCAUCACCGUGUUCACAA
Cryptotermes secundus is the source of this 1434-nucleotide messenger RNA. Its product is annotated as delta(7)-sterol 5(6)-desaturase. The record is from RefSeq and is a predicted model, not a curated record. Bases 27 to 1220 code for a protein of 397 amino acids. Gene Ontology annotation, biological process: sterol biosynthetic process. Lineage: Eukaryota; Metazoa; Arthropoda; Insecta; Blattodea; Kalotermitidae. The transcript is spliced from 6 exons. Gene Ontology annotation, molecular function: C-4 methylsterol oxidase activity; iron ion binding.